AAAAGGGCACCGAUCGCAAAUUGCGUUGUCGUGCCCACGGACGCACACGCGCAAAUGACACCUGGACAACCCGUCUGCUCGCAGUAUUGGAGCCCUAAAUAGCAACAUUUUUUGAAACUCACUUUUUUUCUUCUAAUUAGAUGCCACAAUGUUGCCUUUCAAACGAACUUUCGACAGCGAGAAACAGCAGCUGCAGAAGCUCAACGGCAGACUUGUCCAGUACCUUUCCAGAACCAAGCAGCUGGAGCAGGAAAAUGCGUUUCUUAUCACUGAAAUGAACAAACUCAGACGAAGGAAGACUGCGGAAUGGGAGCCGAAGCAAAAGAGCGAGACGAGGGAGCUGAGGAGAAUGGUGGAGCUGCUGUCGUUUGAGAAGUCCCAGGCCGAGAUGGAGAGGGAGAAGCUAUGGCGCGAGUUGCAGAUGGUCCAGUCUCUGUGCAGCGAGCAGACCGGGGUGUGCAGGGACAUCGGUGGCGAGGUGAAGGCCUACGAGAAGGAGCUUCAGCGCGCUCACAAAGCCAACGGAGAACUGCAGCAGCGUUUGUUUCAACUAGAGAACGAGUACAAAUGCCUGGAGGAUGUGCACAGGCAAGAAAAGGAUCAUCUGCAGCGGCAGGUGGAUUCCCGGCUGGUGCCCAUCGUUACGCAAACUUAUCGCGGGCCUCCGGCGGCAUCCGGGGAAGAGGUGCAAGAGUAUGCGCGCACUCUCUCUGAUGGAUGGAUUGAGACCUUUGACAUGUACCAGCGGAAGGUGGAAGAUAUGGAGCAGUCGAUUAAAGCUGACCAGGCGAGGCUGAGUGAUCUGCAGAGGGAGAAGAUGCAGUAUGCAUCAGAGGUGGACAAAUUACGCACAGAGGCGGAAAAACGAAGUCAGAUCCAAUUCCACCUCGAAGAACAGCUGAUGCACAUGCAGAAGAAAUUCCGGGUGGACUUCAGUGAAUAUGAGGUGAUUAUUGAGCAGCUGGAGCACGAGAGGAACAUGAUGGCAGACGCUAUUGAAGAAAAGAUGCGAGAACAUCAGCAUCUUCUCCGCGUCAAGAUGGAUCUCGGCAUGGAGGUGGCUGCCUACAGGGCUCUCCUGGAAGGUGAGAGAUUGGAUCUGCAAGAUGCUCAUGGGAGGGGGACUCAACAUCAAAGAGAAAGAAUAAUAGAUAUACGGAUGCCUGUUAGGCCCUACACGCCAAGAGCUUCCACCUUAACCAGCAGACAACGUACGGAUAUCAGGUGCACGCCGCUAACUUCACACCUGAGAAGAUCCCCUUUGACUCCCUCUGGGUCCAUAAGUCCCUCUAGGAUCAUUCCUAUUUCAGUGGCAGCCAGAGCUCAGCAUGAGAGUCCUGCAUCCAGAAGGGACAUGAUCUCAUUCACCAAAGCUCGGGCUACUGCUGCUCCUUCCGCCACCACCGUCAAAGAUAAACAAACAGGCCAGAGUGAAGGCCGAAGCAGAAAACAUGUAGAGAAAACCACAGCAGUGGAGAAAACCGUGGAAAUCAAAGAGGUCUCUCCGGUAGAGAACGAAGUCGGUCCAAUCAAGUCAUCUGCUCCGGAGUCCAGAUCAUUGAGAGCAGUGUCACCACGAAUGAUGAGCCUGACCAUGAAAACUGAGACAGAAAUCCAAAGGCAACUGUCAGAAGAUCAAGCGAAAGAUAAUGUUUGUGUCGGGGAGUUAAAAAACGAAGGAAUCGCGGAGCCUAUGAUGGACGCAUUUGAGAAAAAGACAUUUGAUUCUGUGUAUGUAGAGGAGAUUAUCGAAAAGGCGUUGAAACCAGUCGGUUUGGAGGUUUGCUCCCCAGGGCAAUCGGAGGUAAGUUAUCACGUGGAGAAGACGGACCAAGAGGAUGGAACUACUAAGAUGCAGAUCGUGUUGGAAUCCAAAGUGGAGGAAGAGCUGGAUUUUUCUGAGGACUCAGCACUGGAAGAGCUACUGAGCCAUGGGGUUAAAAACGUGUCACUGGAAGACCUCAAGUACACAGCAACAGGAAGCAUGAUCAAGAAUCUGCUAAGCGGCCUGCAGGGAAGCGAGAACUUGGAGAAUAAGUCUAUCAAUGUGGAGAUCAUUGAGGAACCGGUAGAGUCCUACAUGGACGAGAAGUUUCAGCCUGAGCAGAAAUCCAAAUCAUAUUUUUAUGAGCCCUCAACAUAUUUCCAAAUUGAGGAGCUAGAAAAUAUCCCUCAGGGUGCUCAAGUUCAGGGGAGUGAUGGUGAUCUCAUGAAAACCUCCAUGACAGAAGCAUACAAUCGCAAGGGGGGAUCUGUACAAGUCCAAGAGGUUACCAGAGAGAGUGAAUCUUCAUCUUUCUCCCAUGACCAAGAGCCCGACGAGUAUUUUGUCUCCACACCAGACGAAAAUCUUUCUGAAAGUGAAGAGGGGGGCGGCAUCACCUCAUAUGGCCAUUAUGGUAUCGUUGAUGACCUAUCAGAUGAGCGAUAUUAUCAAGAUGGAGGUCUUUCCUCGAAAAGGGUGAUUGUAGAGGAAAGUCACAGAUACAAGUCAGGUGAUCGGCCGUUCGUAAAGGAGAGUUUCCCAGAGUGCAUCAUUGAAGAAGAGGUUUGCGUCUCCCCCGUCGUGCAGGAGUCGAUGCUUGAGUUCCUGAGAGAGGGCACUUUGGAGCCCAAAGAGCAACUGAAGGGAGCUCUGGAGAAGCUACAAAGCUCCGUUUCGGGUCCACUGAGGGAGGAGUUGGCCUUCCUCGCGAAUAUGAGUAGUGAUGGUUCUCAGACUGUGGAUGUCAAGAAAGUGCAAGAGUCAAGUAACAACGGCACCAUGACUAUAGUUGCAGAGCUGAACGUCUCUCAAAGCCUGGAAGACUCAGGGCUGCUGGAGGCAGGAGAUGAUUUAUCUGAAGACCAGAUCAUGGCAGCGCUUAAAUCUUCUAACCAAGGGCUUGAGAAAGCCUUCCAGGGUGGGGCAGGAGCAGGGUACAGCUUCAGAUUCUCCACAGAGGAGGAUGCCGUGCAAGGUGAAGAGUUUGAAGGCUUCACUAAAGGAGAAGGGUCAGCGUGUGAAAUCACUGAGAGCUACAAAGAACUGGGUCCAUCAGAGAAGUCCUUCACCUUGCAGAUGGACGUGCAUGGCAGCCGUGCUGAGCCCUCAGAGACGGAGCUGCAAUCGCACACCUUUCCAACCCCAAUUAAGAUUUCUCAAGAGAAAAGGGUUGCAACGGUUUACCUUGAUAGCCCAACAGAUGAUUAAGAUGAAUUUGGUCAGAAAUAUUUCCAAGGCCGAGUGCUUGCCAAUGUUGCUUGUUCCUGCGCACAGAAGUUGUUUGGACUCAGCACACACACACACAAACACGACUAUAAUACUGUUUGCCGACACUAAUGCUGUAAGCAGUACAACUUUAUGGAGUGCAUAUCUAAUUAAUUCUGGUGAACUAUUUAGCUGAACUUACUUACAGUGCGUCACCUAAAAGGUGGUAAACUAGGCAACGUGAGUUCAGUUAAAAACCAGAUUAAGUUUUUCUUGUGGUAUUAUUUGUGGCAGUACUGUUGUUAGAACACAUAAGAUUAGCUAGCUCAAUUUAGAAUUGCGUUGGAAUGCGUGUAACCUUUUUACAGCUUGAUGUUGAUUUUACAUGAAGUUGGUUUAUUCUCUCAAGAUUUCUCUAUUUUUGUACUAACCUGUGCUGUGCAUCUUCAGUGGCCCAUUAUACAGUUUACGACACCCUGUCACACACAUCAUCACGUGUAGAAAGCCUACAGAACAUGGCUGGUUAAGAGGUGCUGUGAACUGAUCCAGAUUGGGGCUUUCAUUUUUCUUUUAACUUAACAACUUAGAGGAAAAUAGUUUUAGCAUUUACUUUUAGCAUUUACUUUUAGCAUUUAGUUUUAGCGUGUCCUGAGGGCAGAAGUUUGUUUGAAGCGGAAGUCCGUGACCGUACCAAACGUAGUGGAGCUUGCAGCAGAGGACUGAAUAGUGGGGGGUGGGGGGAAAAGAAGGUGAUUUGUUUUAAGAAAGUUUGGUUUUGGUCUAGUGCAGUAACUGUGGCACUUAAAAGUAAUCAAAGUCACACGUUUGAAUAAAUAUCUUGUGGUAUGUGUCAAUACCAUUAGACAGAACUACAUCUUUUAUUUUUAAACAUGUUAUUGGGGAUUGAAAAGGAGGAAUUAUACUAUUUAAGCCAAAAGAAGGGUUUUUCAAUUAAAAUGUACAGUAGUAAGAUGAAAGAGUGAACACCAGUAGUAAAAUGUAAAGGAAUUGAAAGUAUUCAUUUUUUUUAUAUAAAUCGACAUCGCACCUAGUUUUUAGUACAGUGCCUCUCAUCUGGAGGCCCUUUUGCUUGUUGACAUUUGCUGGAUUCUAAAUUGUUGACUGGAAACAUUCACCUUCGCUGGAGCAAAUUAGUGACCAUGACUAUUUCUGGAUCAUCAGCUUAGUGAUAUUGACUAUCCAUUAGGGUUUGUCGUUUUGUGCACUAGUGGCAGGGGAAGAAAAGGUCCACUAUCAUUACAGGGGUUACGUUUGUUGAGGCGUUAGCAAUAUACAAAUCUUACUUUACAUUAUAUGUAUGUACACAGUGUACUCUAGAUGACAAGCUACUCUACAGCAUGAACCCACAUGCAGCACACCAGAAAAUAUGUAAAAAGGAUGUUUAAUAAUGACUCAAAGGUUCAAUGAAUAUUGGUCACCAUGGAUGGACAACACCAUUUAUUGUAUUAACAUAAUGGUUUCUAUUGAACACACAGCUUUCAAUUCUUUUGUGAAAAGAAAUGCAGCCCUUCCUGUGAAAUUGGUAAAUAUACUAAAACAACGAUCGUAACACCGUGUUGGUGUGUUUUCUGAGUUUGAAUAUUUCUUUAAAGCUGACUUAUUUUACCUAACUUACAAAAUGACACAAAUAUCAAGUAAAAGUACCAGAGUGGAAAAUAAAGAUGAUUUUCAAAUGUGCAUUAUCUAACAAAAAGACAAACUGUUAAAAAAUGAAUGAUAGGAAUUUCUGGUCAAAACUUGCAUGAUUAUUGUACUGGCAAAAUAAAAAAAGAACAUUUCAAGAGUC
This is a messenger RNA of Pungitius pungitius (ninespine stickleback), 4997 nucleotides long. RefSeq names its product synemin, intermediate filament protein (gene synm). NCBI's taxonomy places the organism in Eukaryota, Metazoa, Chordata, Actinopteri, Perciformes, Gasterosteidae. Bases 149 to 3193 code for a protein of 1014 amino acids. Gene Ontology annotation, molecular function: structural constituent of muscle; intermediate filament binding; vinculin binding. The transcript is spliced from 4 exons. The record is from RefSeq and is a predicted model, not a curated record. Gene Ontology annotation, cellular component: sarcolemma; neurofilament cytoskeleton; intermediate filament. Gene Ontology annotation, biological process: intermediate filament cytoskeleton organization; fast-twitch skeletal muscle fiber contraction.